AUGCCAACUUUACUUGAAAAAGGCGAAGGACUGGCUGAAACUCAUGUGUUUCUCGAAGAUAUUCAACAGGUUUUAUCACGAAAAUUUGGUGCGAAUGCGAAAUUGGAUGGCAGCACAAAAUAUACGGUGAUUGGUGAUGGAAAUGGAUUUUUGAGCAAAGUUUUGUUGAUUGAGCCAAAUUGGAAUGAAGAGGGAUUGCCGAAAAAGUGAGUUGGGGCCAGAAUAGAUGUGUGAGGUCUCGCAGCGAAUUCUUUUUUUUAAAUCUACAGUACUUUCAUAAAGUUUCAAAAUUUGAUCUACUAUAAUACAGUAAUAUUCCCUGAAAAAACUCUAAAAACUUCCAAAUUUUCACCUAGAGUAUUACUGUAGGUUCUGUAGUUACUGUAAAUUUUUUGGAACAAUCUUCUCUGGAAAAAACUUGGGGAGUUGUAGCUUCUGAAGUUUUUCUGAAAUUGUAGUUUAUUUUUUUCACAAUUUUUCUCUUCCAGAUUUGUUCUCAAAAUUGCCUCAGCUGUUCACAUCGCCUCAAUCAGUGAAAAAAUGAAAGAAACUGGAAUGGUUUUCCCGCCAGAAAUCGAGAAAAAAAUGUGGGAAAAAUUCGAAAAUGAAUCAAAACAUUUCCACAAUCGAGAAGUUCAUGUUUAUCAAAUAUUCGAAAAAUGGAACAUCCCAAAUAUUUUACUGAAUCCAAAAGUGUAUUUCAGUCAAGAAUUUGAUGAAGAAAAUACAUUGAAAGGUUUUAUUGGAAUGGAAUUUGCUGAAAAUGCUGAAAUUCGUCAUAUUUAUUGCAAUGUUGAGCCAGAAAGUUUGUAUCCGGUAAGAAAAUUUGAUGAUUUGGGGAGAGGGAGGGAAGGGUGAUGAAAUUGUUAAAGGCCUGACUGAUAACGAAAUUCUUGAGAGUAUCAAACAACACUCAUUUUGAAGGCAAAAUUAGACAUCUCUUCGGAAUUUUGAAUAAUAGUUUCAAUAGAUCAAAACACGAUUUCUGGGUGACGUAGAUCAUCGAUCUUAGCUGGAAAUUCACUGUGAGACCUCGACAGAUCAAAAAGUAUUCAUAAAGUUUCAAAAAUAAUUUCAAAAUUCAACAAAUUCUUUACAGGUUCUCAAAUCAAUCGCAAAUUUCCAAGUGAAAUCUCUUACAAUUUCGGAAUCUGAUCGAGAAUCAAUUUCGGGUUUCAAUUAUAAAGAAAUGAUGAAAGAAACUCAAAAUGAUGAGACUUUGAAAGGAAUGUUUUUGGGUGUCAAAAAUAUCGAUGAAAAAAGAUUGGCUGAAAAAUGCGAGAAAUUGGCGGAAAUUGGAAGUGCGUUGCUUGAUCUCGAAUUGCCAGAACAUUUGAAUGAGAUUGAAGGUAAGGUUCGAGUGGAGCAAGGACAAACUUCAUGAUUCACUAUGACGUAGAGUUCUGAAAGGAGAAUUCAAAAAAAGAAUUCUACUUUCCUACAGUAACCCUAAUCAUUUAAUCUUCAGGAAUCAAACAAGAUGUAAUGGUACACGGUGAUUUAUGGGCUGCAAAUAUAAUUUGGCGAAAAACUGGGGAAAAUGAAUAUGAAGUGAAUAAAUUGCUCGAUUAUCAAUUGGUUCAUUUCGGAAAUCCAGCUGAAGAUCUUGUUCGACUAUUUCUUUCAACACUUUCUGGAAAAGAUUUCAAUGAAAAUUGGGAAAAAUUGGUGGAGAAGUUCUAUGAGUAUUUCUUGGAAGCUUUCAAUUCUGAAAAUCAUGGCACUUCUGAAAUCCCGUUUAGCUUGAAACAAUUGAAAUCCUCAUUUGAUCGAUUUUUCUUGCUGGCUGCAUUUUUCAUGUUACCAAUGUUUGGACCAAUUGCUCAGACUAAACUAGCAAAAGUAGGAAAUGAUGAUAUAAAUGAAGAUGAGAGAUUGAAGAUUAAAGAAAUUUUGGCGGAAAAAUCGGAUGUUUUGUUGGAUAAUAUGAUUAAACAUUAUGAAAUGUAUAAAACUAUCUAA
This is a messenger RNA of Caenorhabditis angaria, 1962 nucleotides long. NCBI's taxonomy places the organism in Eukaryota, Metazoa, Nematoda, Chromadorea, Rhabditida, Rhabditidae. The record is from the annotation of a GenBank genome assembly.